Peronospora matthiolae is the source of this 2688-nucleotide messenger RNA. The record is from the annotation of a GenBank genome assembly. Lineage: Eukaryota; Oomycota; Peronosporomycetes; Peronosporales; Peronosporaceae.
AUGUCGUCCACCAGCAACGCCUCCAUUGACAAGUUCAACGGAGACAAUUAUGCAACGUGGAGCCGGUACAUGCGCGGUGUGUUUUUGACGAAGUCCGUCUGGCACGUCGUCAACCGUGAAGUGACUCCGACUUUCACCGACCCGCGAGCGUCCGAUGACUACGUCAAGGCAAGCAACAUCGCGUUUGGUAUGAUGCUGCUGCACAUGAACGCGGACUACCAUCAUGUGCUGGACAACUGCGAGGAAGCCUGGGUUGCGUGGACAAGUCUGAAGACGCUGUACGGUGGGUCGCAGAAGGCAGGACGCAUCUACCUCAAGCGGCAACUUUUCAGUAUCAAGAUGGCUGAAGGCGCGAACGUCAUGCAUCACUGCAACGAGGUCCUCAACAUCUCCGCCAAGCUUAGCGGCAUCGGUGCGAAGAUGGAAGACGAAGACGUUGCAAUUUGUCUGCUACUCAGUCUUCCGAAGAGCUACGAAAAUGUGGUGCUCAACAUGGAAAUGAGCAGCACCGAGCUUCGCACUCAAGAUGUGGUGAGAGUCCUGACGAAUGAGCAUGCCAAGCGUCAAGGAGAAAAAGGGACAACGACAGCGACUACGGUGAAGGCUGAAGAUGCAAGCAAGGCAUUCAGCGCCGAGCGUGAGCCCUACCAAUGCACGUAUUGUGGCAAGGUGGGACACACGGUGGAUCGUUGCUGGACAAAGCAGAAGAACGAAGGUCGGGGAGCCCGACGCGGCGGCAAUGGUCGUGGACGCGGGGCUAACAAUGUCCAGUGGGGACAUCAUGAUGAAGACAAUGGCUACGAUCGAGUGGCGUUUGCAGUCUCGUUCGAAUGUGGAGUUUCGACGAGCAAGGACGUGUCUGGAAUGUGGGCCGUCGACAGUGGUGCAACGCACCACAUUUGCCACGACAAGACCAAGUUCGCAAAUUUGGCAGAGCGCAAUGAGGGCGAACUCUUGGUGGCUGAUGGCAACAAGGUGGCCAUCAAGGGUGUGGGAACCAUCAUGGAAAAGGUGGUUCUGCCCAACGGUGAAGAGCGUGAGAUCGAAAUCAAGAACGCGCUAUAUGUUCCAAGUAUGAGCAAGAACCUGCUCUCGGUGCCACAGAUUAACAGCCAUGGCAAGUUUCAAGUCGUGUUUGACGGGUCCAAGAUGUAUGUGACUCUCAAGAACUCACAGCAAGUGGUGGCGACAGCGGAUCUCGUGGAUGGACUCUACUGGCUUCGGACGACUCAACGAUCAGCGAAUUUGACAACAAGUGGAACCAGUGGUGCCGAUCUACAUGCGAGAAUGGGUCAUGCUCCAGUCGAUGUACUUCGCAAGAUGAUCACGACCAACAUGAUCAAGGAUGUGCGAGUCCCUCUCAAGUCGGGUGGAGCAACUACAUGUCGAGGAUGUCAACAAGGGAAAAUGGUCCAAAAACCAUUUCCAAGCAACCGAGACAAGCGCAGCUACGAUACGUUUGAGCUACUUCAUCUGGACAUCUGCGGGCCCAUGGAAAAGGAUUCGCUCGGUGGCAGCAAAUAUUUGCUGCUGAUCAUCGACGAAGCCAGUGGAUGCAUGAAGGGCUUUUGUCUACGAGUGAAGUCCGAGAGUGAAGACUACAUCCGGAAAUAUAUCACCAUGGUACAGACGCAAUUCUGUAAGAAGGUCAAGUUCGUGCGACACGACGGAGCUCGCGAGUUUGCAACCAACUCGCUUCAACUGUUCUACGAAGAAGUUUCGAAGGCAUAUCGUGUUUAUGACAUCGAGGCGGGGCAGGUGGUUAUCAGCCGCGAUGUCAACUUCGACGAGUCCACCUUUGGACUUCAACUGCCGAUCACUGAUGAAGAUGUCGAUGACCUGGACUUCGAAUUGCUGGAUCUUGAUGACGAAGAGCUGCGUCAAAUGGAGUACAAGCAAACAGGCAAGCGCAAGAACCGACUCAAUGAUGAAGAUACAGCAGCUCCACGACCGCGUGCAGUGCGUCAACGACCAGGACUAGAAGAGUCAAGCGCGCCGGAAAACAACUCGUCACGCCAAGAAGAAGACGAAGAAACGAAGGAUUCUGGUGAUUCAACACCGCCUGUGUUUUGGCGUGCGAGUGCAAAUGCCGUUGAAGCAGCAGUGGACUUAUCAGAACCCUCAACAUUUGAAGCAGCAGUAAGCGGCCCUGACCAAGUGCACUGGAGAAAAGCAAUUCAUGCAGAGCUCGAGUCAAUGCGACUUCGCGGUGUGUUUCGUGCAGCCAAGCUGCCCAACGGACAACGCGCCAUUGGCACAAAAUGGGUGUUCAAGAUCAAGCGCAAGGCGGAUGGGUCAAUCGAGAAGUACAAGGCACGACUUGUGGCCAAGGGUUUCCGCCAAAAGUAUGCAUCGACUACACGGAGACGUUUUCGCCUGUGGUCAACUUUCCUGUAUGGCGUCAUGAAGGAACAAGUGUUCUGCGUGAUUCAUGAAGGCGUCGAACUUGACAUGCCAGGCUUCGACCCAUGUCUCUACAUCAAGACUUCGGACGGCCAUUGCGUGUUUAUACUGGUCUAUGUGGAUGACGUGUUGGUGACAGGAAGCUCACCCAAGUUGAUUGCACACACCAAGGAAGACCUGAAGACACGCUUCGAGAUGACUGAUAGCGGCAAGUGUGCAUUUGUUCUUGGAAUUGAGCUUUUGGACGGUGAAGAUGGCAGUGUGACACUAUGUCAGCGUCGGUAG